AUGCUCUUCUGUCCGACGUGCGCCAACUGCCUGGUCAUCUCGCACGAUGACUCUGGCUCGAACAAGUGGGCGUGCAACACCUGCCCGUACGAGUUCCCAAUCUAUCGCCAGAUGACGACGCGGCAGCACCUCAAGCGCAAAGAGGUCGACGAUGUCAUGGGCGGCGAGGAGAGCUGGAAGAACGUAGACAGCACCGACGCGCCAUGCCCCAAGUGCGAGAACCCAAAGGCCUUCUUCAUGCAGCUCCAGAUCAGAAGCGCAGACGAGCCGAUGACCACCUUCUACCGCUGCACCAACGCAAAGUGCGCCUACCAGUGGAAGGAGAACUAG
Molecule: messenger RNA, 330 nt
Organism: Pseudozyma flocculosa PF-1
Lineage: Eukaryota; Fungi; Basidiomycota; Ustilaginomycetes; Ustilaginales; Ustilaginaceae
Exons: 3
Coding region: 1-330 (109 amino acids)
Biological process (GO): termination of RNA polymerase III transcription; DNA-templated transcription
Cellular component (GO): RNA polymerase III complex
Molecular function (GO): nucleic acid binding; zinc ion binding; DNA-directed RNA polymerase activity
Source: RefSeq, a predicted model, not a curated record